Messenger RNA from Durusdinium trenchii, 699 nucleotides. Lineage: Eukaryota; Dinophyceae; Suessiales; Symbiodiniaceae. The record is from the annotation of a GenBank genome assembly.
AUGUCGAUUUGGUGGGUAAGGCCUUCUUGUCAGGCCUUCUUUGAGACCAAGGGCGUGAAAUUCUUCGGCGGCAAGACCGCUUUGGAGAUUAAGAAGAGUGGAUCAUCUCUGCAGGCAGUGCUCCAAUCCGGCGAGGUUAUAUCCUGCGAUUCGAUUGUGGUGGGUGUUGGAGUCAUCCCUAAUGCGAAGUUUGUCCAGGGUGCAGAGAAGGCUCCUGAUGGCUCUUUGGUGACUGACCAGUUCUUGAAAGUCUCAGGUGUUGAAGAUCUUUUUGCAGCAGGAGAUGUGGCGAGCUAUCCAGAUACGUGUGGGGAUCGAGCUGGCUUGAUGAGGGUCGAACAUUGGGAUGUUGCGACCAGCCAGGGUCGAUUUGCAGCCAAGAACAUGGUGGGGAAACAGGAGCGCUUUGACCAGACCCCCUUUUUCUGGACAUCCCUGUUUGGGAAGAAUCUCCGAUAUGUGGGUCAUUGCAAAGAGUUCGACGAGCUUUUGGUGGAUGGUGAUCUACAAAAGCUAAACUUUGUAGCCUACUACUGUCAGAAGAAUGAAGUGAAGGCGGUAGCCACGAUGUCUCGUGAUCCGGUAGCUGUGGUGGUGGGAGAGCUCAUGCGCAUGGGCAAGAUGCCAAGUGUCGCUGAUUUGAAGUCUGGCAAGGCCUCAACGGCAGGGCUGGCAGCUCAACUAAAGCAGAGUUCCUAA